Molecule: messenger RNA, 1779 nt
Organism: Acytostelium subglobosum LB1
Lineage: Eukaryota; Evosea; Eumycetozoa; Acytosteliales; Acytosteliaceae
Exons: 2
Coding region: 1-1779 (592 amino acids)
Source: RefSeq, a predicted model, not a curated record
AUGAUAUCUGGUGUAACCAAUUGGUUGACUUGUGGAACAAACGUCGUCGAUCGUUGGUUGUUUGGUGAGGACGACGGACAUAGUGACAGCAGUGAGAGUGGAGAGUCACAACCUGGUUCAGACAAAUCCGACGACACUCUCUCUUCAAGUUCAGACGAUAGCGACAAUAACAACAACAAAAACAAAGUGACAACAACAAGCAAGAAUAGUAACAACAACAACAAUAAGUCAGCAAUGAGCGCGAGUAAACAAGCUACAGAUACAAGUUAUACACCUGGACAGUUGUAUAGUUGGGGCUACAACUUCUUUGGACAAUGUGGAUAUAAUCAGGACGAGUUGGAGAAGAUUAAUGUGAUUAGACUGCCGCGCCAGGUCACUUCAAUCAAGGUGUCAAAGAUUGCCUGCGGCGACAGCCACGCGCUUGCCAUCCUGCCCGAUGUGGCCACGGUGGUGUCGUGGGGCUGCAACAGAUGGGGUCAACUCGGACAUGGCGACCAGGUCAAUCGACUCAAGCCUGCGCCAAUCAGCGGCAUCUCACCAAGCUCGGUUCCCGAGCAGGUCGCCGCUGGUAUGCAGCACUCGCUCGUGCUCUCCAAGUACGGCGAGCUCUACACGUUUGGCUGCGGCACAUACGGUCGCCUGGGCCACGGCAACGAGCUGCCGGCCUUCUCACCAAAGCCUGUAGGCAGUCUCGUUGGCAAACACAUCGUCAACAUGGCAGCGGGACUCAUGCACUCGGCCGCCAUAGACAACCGCGGUCAACUAUACACUUGGGGCUGGAACAGAUACGGUCAGUUGGGCAUUGGAAGCGUGAAGAAGCACACACUGCCCGUCAAGAACAAGGAGCUGGAGCGCGUGCCAUUGGUCAAGGUUGUGUGUGGCAAGAACCACACGCUAGUCCUGACGACCGAAGGCAGCAUGUACUCGUUUGGCUUCAACAUCUGUGGACAACUCGGCCUCAACACAUUCAGCGACAGCAUCCAGCCCAAGAAGAUUGAAAUGCCUGGAGAGAUCGUCGACAUUGCCUCUGGCUACUAUCAUUCAAUGUGUUUAACGAGGAGAGGAGCAGUAUACACUUGGGGAUUCGUUAGCGAUGGAGCAUUGGGACUUGGCGCGGUGGUCGGACAUCAGAGCAAACCAACAUUGAUACCAUACUCACAUAUUAGACAUCAGUUCAGCGACUCGGCUGACUCAUACAACGACAUAUAUGAUCAGGAAGGCGAGACACUGAAACCCGACAAGUAUGCCAGUGGAGACAUUGCUGUGCGUAUCGCAGCCGGUGGCUGGCACAGUGGCAUCAUAACAAACAGUGGCAAACUGUACACCUUUGGCUUUGGAGACAGCCAUCGACUGGGCACGGGCUCCGACGUCGACCAGGACAUACCGAGUCUUGUGAUGCCAGACCAGUGGGGCGUGGAGCGCGAGGAGGAGCUGGCCUCGCACAUGGACCGUUUGGAGCUCAGGAAGAUCAGGUCAAGCAAGGGCAGUCCAAUGUUAACUGGAACCAUCAACAAUAGACUCAACAGUAGUGGAGGCGCGAGCAGCAGUAGUAGUAGUAGUAUGACGAGCAGUAGCAACAACAACAUCAGCAGCAGCAGUAGUACAUUGAAUGAUACUACGCAGGUUGUCGAGAGUGUCUCCUCAGCAUCGAUCAAACAAAUCACUCAGACGAGAGUGGUCAAUGUUCAGAUGGGCGCUGCAUUCACCUUGGCCACAGUGAGGACGACAACAAAGAGUAUCAACAGCUUGAGCAGUAGCAGUAAUAGUAUCAGUAGUUAG